Molecule: messenger RNA, 297 nt
Organism: Colletotrichum aenigma
Lineage: Eukaryota; Fungi; Ascomycota; Sordariomycetes; Glomerellales; Glomerellaceae
Exons: 1
Coding region: 1-297 (98 amino acids)
Source: RefSeq, a predicted model, not a curated record
AUGUGUCUUCCAUUUUCCUCAAAGAAACAUACCUACGAAAAGUCCGAGUACGCGCCCAGGCCAGCACCGGCGUGGAGCAGCAAUUACGGCACCUCAGGCCGAAACACCCUUCAUCGCAAUGGCGACCACAGACACCACUACACCAGCCCCGGCUUCGCAUAUGUCGGAGCGACCGGAGGUGACGGCGGCGGCGGAGGACAUCAUGGAUUCGGCGGUGGUGAUGGCGGAGGCGGCGGUUGCGGAGGAGGUGGUGGUGACGGAGGCGGCGGCGGCGGCGGCGGCGGUGGUGGCUGCUAA